Bicyclus anynana (squinting bush brown) is the source of this 1135-nucleotide messenger RNA. RefSeq names its product THO complex subunit 6 (gene thoc6). Gene Ontology annotation, molecular function: protein binding. The coding region runs from base 133 to 1110 and encodes 325 amino acids. NCBI's taxonomy places the organism in Eukaryota, Metazoa, Arthropoda, Insecta, Lepidoptera, Nymphalidae. Gene Ontology annotation, cellular component: THO complex; transcription export complex. The transcript is spliced from 5 exons. The record is from RefSeq and is a predicted model, not a curated record. Gene Ontology annotation, biological process: mRNA export from nucleus.
AUUCUGUGUCUGUGGUGGUAAAUAAUUGUCAAAGGUUAUGUUUGUAUUUUGAUUUUACUCUUUUCCUUUUGUGGUUAUUUAGUAGGAGUCUUUAUAAUUUUAUAAGCAUUGACUAGUGUGAUACAGAACAAAAUGCUCGACAAAAUGUUAUACAAUACAAUUCUUUCUCAAACCCUCUCACCUUGCGGAAAAUAUUUGGUAGCCGGCAAUAUAUAUGGACAAAUUGCUGUUUUUGAUCUGGAUAACAUUUUCAAUCCUGUGGUAGAACUUCUUACCUCUGACUAUAACAAGCCAAAACAAAUUCAUACGCUAGAGUCGGGCAGUCAAGUAUGUAGUUUAAUUACCACAAACAAAUUUCUUGUGGUCGGCACAGUCAAUCAGAUAUCAGGAUGGGAUUGGAAAGCUGUAGGACAUUCAAAAUUGGGUAAACCAUCUUGGACUAUAGAGAUACGGCCGCAGGUCCAGUUUGAAAAUUGUGACAUCAACUGUCUGUGGUGUUCCGAGGAUGAAGAGAAGCUGUAUGCAGGCUGUGGAGACAAUAUAAUCUAUGUGUUUAACUUGGAGGAUGGUCGAGUCAUCCACACAUAUGAGGGGCACUCUGAUUUUGUGCAUUGUGUACAUGGAAAUGGGCAGCAGUUGAUCUCCUCGGGUGAGGAUGGACUGGUUCUGCUCUGGGACCGGCGGACGAAGAAGUCUCACAACAAAAUAGUCCCUCACAGCAAUAGCAAGGUUCAGCGCCCUGACAUUGGGAAAUGGGUGGGGGCUGCUGCGCUGGACAAUGAUUGGAUAGUCUGCGGCGGAGGACCUAGACUAUCUCUAUGGCAUUUACGUUCUCUCGACGUCGUAACAGUAUUCGACAUUCCCGACAAAGGGAUCCACGUGUCACUGUUCCACGACGACUGUGUAUUCGCUGGCGGCGUGUCCAAGCAAUUGUACCAGCUGAGCUAUGCCGGUGACGUCAGAGUUGAGCUACCAGUCUCGGCGACCACAGUGUACUCCGCCUUGUUGGCGACGCAACCAAGGAAAGUGUUGUCGAUAGCAGGCUCUAGUCCGGAGAUAGAUCUUUGCACUACCUUCAAUUAUAGGGAUCAAGUUUUGCAUUUCAGAUAAUUUAAAAUAAAGUUUUUUAUAUUUA